CUCAUGCUGUAUCUCAUGUCUCAACAUGUUUAAAGUGUCGCCGGUUUUAUUUCUCCUGGCUUUUGCACUCCACACGGCAGUAAUAGCCAAAUCACCAGACAAAUCGAGCGGCCCAAACUGCCAGACCUUCUCUCAAGGAGUCAAGUUCAAUGAAACCGAAGCGAUCGGUACAUGGCAUCUCCUACAUUUCAGGACGGAGAAAACUAAAGGCUCCGGUGACCCUCACUCUGUGGAAUUCACACCUGUGAGCGAAGAGGAAAGGAAGAAUAUAGAAGAACUUGUAGGAAAAUAUAUAGAAAACCUCGAUUGGAACACGCUUUCCCUUAAAAUGCAGAUACCCUAUCAAACUGGCGAUUCUAACAUAACUCGGACUUAUUACCUGGAGAGGCUCGAGGGAAACGGCUCUUACAGGACUCUACAAAUGCCUCUACCUACAGCUAAACUUGACAUAAUGGGAUUCAACCGGUACCCAAUGCGCCUGAAGAUCAUCGAAGGGCAAUACCUCGGUAUGAUGGACUGUCACGAGAAGUUUGUCUUUCUUCUGGGCAAGAAACCCGAAGGAAAAGAGACAGACGAUCGUUUCAAAAAGAUGAUUGAGACGUACUGGCCGGAAGAAGAUUGAAACUAUUUAACAUUAGCAUUAAUAAUUAUUUUCUAAUUAUUAGUAGUAUCUACUGGGCUUAAUAAAAUAACCGUUG
Molecule: messenger RNA, 698 nt
Organism: Pararge aegeria (speckled wood butterfly)
Lineage: Eukaryota; Metazoa; Arthropoda; Insecta; Lepidoptera; Nymphalidae
Exons: 4
Coding region: 26-622 (198 amino acids)
Source: RefSeq, a predicted model, not a curated record